AUGGCUCUCCGCGUCAGUCUUGCGCGUGCCCAUGCAUCAUCCCGGGGCGGCACACGGGCACUGGAUGCAACAGAGCGAGACUCGGCCGUGGCCACCUUACUGCAAAGUGUCGAUUCUUUUGUGCCACUUGAAGACGGCAAAUCUCUCAUCAAAGCAGCAAGCGUGCUGGAGGAGUUAAGGAAAGAACUCCAGGGCAACGACUCCUCCAAGGACAUCUUUCGCCACGGACAUGGGUUCGAAGUUCUCCUCAAAGUACUUGCCCCUGGACCUUAUCUCCAUAUUGGAAGCGCUGCAAGCUAUGGACAAGUGCUACGAUCUUCUCUCCUUGUCUUGUCCGCUGCCAUCAAAGACCACCGCGGAAACAAGAAGUACUUCAAAAUCCACAAUGGUGGCUGGGCCAGAUUGCAGGAAAGGGUCACUGCCCUCGCUCUUUUGCUUCUCGACGCUCAAGGCCCAGCAUUGCUUUUGAGCUCCUUAUUCCAAGGUCUCCUUGCUUUUGCACUAGGCGAGGACUCGAUUGACAUCAACCAAGCCCGAACCCCUGAAAACAGCGUUCCAAGCGAUCCUGAUAUCCUGCAUUCUUUUUCUGGAUUCGAGGUGCUGAGUAACCCAGAGGCUUGCUCCGUGGCAAUUCGGUUGAGCUUGAAGUUCACUGCCGACGGCUGCCCUCAAGAAUUAAAGUCGACUGCACUGCUGUUUCUCCAAAUUGUCACAGCCAUUGCCGAACUCAGCCCCCGAAAUCGAGUUGCGUUGUGGAAUACCGGCAUACUGUCUGAUAUACUCCCUUGCCUACUCGAUGCCCGACCCGACUCUCAGACCGAGAACAGUCUCGGAAGGCUCUUCUCCACCCUCACUGCUCUUGGUCUCCCAAAGCUUGACGAUGUUGCGCUCCUUUUCGACCGCAGUGCAGACUCGGACCGAUCACGUAAACUCGCACUGGCCACACUUCAAGAUUCCGUAUGGCCGCCUUUCAUCCAGUUCGACUUGACACCGCACGGCUAUUCCUCGAUCGAGUUCCCAAGUCUCCCGAGAUCCUUCCCGCCCAAUGUGGGCUACACCCUGACUGCCUGGAUGCGAAUCGACAACUUUGACCGGAAUUGCCACACUACCCUGUUUGGAGCUUUCGACAGCACCCAGACUUGCUUCAUUCUGACGUACCUGGAGAAGGAUAGCCAGCAGCUGAUUCUGCAAACCUCGGUCCGCUCCUCAACGCCCAGCGUGCGGUUUAGAUCGAUGCGGUUCGAGCCGGACAGAUGGUAUCAUUUCGCGCUCGUCCACCGGAGAAAUGACUCCGACUCCAUCAACAGCACCGCCGUAUUAUUCGUGGACGGCGAGUUUGUAGAGCAAGUCAAAUGUGCGUAUCCCGAGAGUCCUCAGGAACUUGAUCCCAAGGGCGGCACAAACUCAUCCGGCGCACAAAAUGCCCGCCGAACCCACCCAGUGCAAGCCUUUUUCGGCACUCCUCACGACCUCGGUCUCCGUUAUGGGCCAAACGAAGUGAUGUCGCGGUGGUCCUUAGCAAGAGCUCACUUGCAUGCGGCUCCACUGACGGACGAGUUCGUCGCCGUUUCCCACCGCCUCAGUCCGAGAUAUGUUGGGAACUUACAGGACUGUCUCGGGCCGCUCCUCACCUACCGAGCAUCGGCAGAGCUGAACAGAUACAACGAACUCCUACAUCCCGACAAGUCGGAGAAGUCGGACAUUGUUACAGCAACCGAGAAGCGUGGAAGUGAUGUUGCACCAGAGUCUCGACUCCUUCUCAGCGUUUACCCCACUGCUGUCAUCGGGUUUGACGACGAUACCACACCCAAAAAUACCCGUGGCACUUACCAGCUCGAUCGCAAAGCCGCGGCGAGAUAUCAUCAACUCGCACAAAAAGCAAAGGCUGUUGCCAUCAACGCAUCAAUCCCAAACAUCAAUGAUGCAAUGGCUCGCUCGUAUGGAACUGGCAUCCUCACUGGUGAUCCAGUUGUGGCGGUCCCCAAAGCCCUGGACGAUGCAACCUGGCGCUUGAGCGGCAGUCUCCCAAGCCUGGUCAGACUCCUGGAACUUGCUUCAACGAAAGAAGCGUUCCUGCAGUCUGUGCAGAUCUUCUACGAAUGCGUUGUGGACAACUGGCGUAUCAGCGAAUCCAUGGAAAAGGGCAAUGGCUUUGGCAUUCUCGCUGCCAUUAUACGUCAAAAGUUGGGAUUCGAGACGCUUGCUACAGCAAGUUCCGCAAGAAAGGCUACACCCGUACUCAGCUUUGAGGAUCGACAAAGUCUACCACUCGAACUUCUCCGGCUUAUCCUCGACUUUAUGGGUUACGACAGACACAACCCGGAGGAGUCGAUGAUUGUCAACCCAAUGGCGUAUAGAAUACUCCUUGUCGACUUUGACACCUGGAGGAGAUGCGGCCGCGAGACUCAGCAGUUGUACUAUACCCAAUUCGUCCACUUUGUCUCUCGCAACAAGCACUGUACCUUCAAUCAGAAGCGCUUGGUUAGGAUGCGCGUCGUCAAAAAGCUCAUCGAAGCGAUGAAGUCGGAAGAGUUUCUACCUGAUGCAAUUUCCCCACUGAUGGAGGCACUACGAGCUCUGCUGGACAACAUUUCAGCAAGUCCGAUGUUUCGAGAGCUGGCAAUGUUUGUGGCGUACGGGCUCCAAGAGGAUCGAGCAAGCGCUCAAAAGACCAUGCGGAGUAUGGCUAGCGUUGUGAAUGUGCGGACAAAGACUGCAUCUUUGGCAAGGGCCAUUCGCGGUUCGCGGCCAUCCAUAUCCUCAGGCUCAUCAACACCACAACUCGGGGUCAGUCGUAGCGAGCUCGCCAUUCACGUGCUUGGGCUAUUGGAGAAAUAUCUCCGCGAAGAUCGAAGUGCGAUUGCGUUACGGCGAUUCAACAAGGCCGUGCCUAAUCGAUGGCUCCUCCACCUGCUCGCGGAGAACGAUGUCCGAGUGGUCAAUCUGACUGUACAGAUUCUGGCUCGGUCAUUGAUAAUCCUGGGAACCGAUUUCAAGGGUCCGUUUGUGGAGAAGAACGGGGGGUUCAUCACCUUGAAAGCUCGUUUAAAGGGCUUUUGGCGAUCAACUACAAUCUGGCUGUCUUGUCUGGCAAUCCUGUUUGGCGUUGCUCUUCCAGCCGACCAUCCAGCUGAAGACUUUACCCUCUUCUCUCUGGUGAAUGUAUUUGUCGUGGAUGACAGUCUCCAUGUGGAGCAUGCUGAAAUCCUGCCCGUGAUCAUGGCCAUGCUCGAAGCUGGCUUACGGGAUGUGGUGAAGCAGAAUGCAGCGGAUGAGGACUUUGCAAUUCUCAAGACUGUCACGCAAUUCUUGAGCGAGCUGUACAGUCGAAGCGCAAACUUCAGAGAGUUUGCGGUGAGCUCGCGCUAUAUACAGGAGAUUUUAUUUGUCCUGUAUCCCGUGUUGGUUGGAUCGGACCGAUUGUCUGCAGAAACGGAACUGCAGUCUGAAAAGGACGAGCUAUCUUUCAAGGGCGAGGCUGUCAAGAUGAGGGGACAUUCUAAUUCGGUUGGAGAGCGUCCGCCUUCGGUGCGUAGCCUCGACAUGAAUGGAAACGGUCGGACACCUUCGCCGUCUGCGCCCAUCCGGAUCCAGGUUCCCAGGAAGAUGUCCGCGUUUGUGCUUAUCAACCCCAUUCGGGAGACACCUGCUGCACCCUUGAGGCCUGCGGUGGUUCCGACGAGAGCUGAGCCGGUUGCCAUGAACCCAGGGAACUCCAUCGUGGAAUCGCUGCUUGAAGUGGUAGUCAGCAUCUUCCUCGACCUGAUCUGCAACAAGGAAAAGUUCAACGGCAUUGGCUUGUUUCAAAAGGUACCACCGGGAUUCCGUGAGCACCAGGCAUACUUUCAGUCUUACGUGAUGGUCCAUACGCUCACACAGCUGUGGAAUCAUCUACAGUUGAACCAGUCACUGCUGCUUGAGACCAGGGUGCUCACGAAUCUCACUCGAUUCUGUCAACACAUGUCCGAAGCUGUCUUCGAAGGCUGGUUCAUCGACGGGGCUCAGCCGUUCCUCGACUUUUCCGGAAAGCUCUUGGAGUAUUUGCAGCAAUCAGAAGUGGCGAUGGUCAAAAAUGUGCGCCUUUGCAGCCAGAACAUCAACAGCAUCCGGAUUGCAUUCCUCCGAGUCUGCCUGUCGCGAUUGUCGGAGCUGGACGAGUCCAUCAACGAGACCGAAGCCACUACGUUUCUCAACAAAAUGAGCUACUGGCAGACGAUCCUCUUCUCUUCUGAUAACCAGGAGACGCUCUUCAUCCGACUCAUAUGCUUCUUACUAUACAUGAAGCUGGUGUCUGAUGCACAGACGGUCCGUUUGGCCGCCGCAAGCCUUUGGCGAACAGUGCUCAUGCAGAAGCCCACGGAAUCAGCGACGCUGUUGACCUACGUCGCCGGGUCUGAACACCGUCAUCUAUCGACCGGCUUCAUGAACAUGUGCUCCACGGACGACGACGAGUUCCUCCCUUGGGUAGACGAGAAUCGUCAAGCUUUGGACACAGUCUUUAUGGAUGCAUUGAAGAAGCCCUGGGCCGAUUUCGUCGCCGAUGAAAAUCGUCGCACCGAGGAAUCGGCGCGAAGUAGAUUGGAGAAAAGAAAGGACAAGCUACGGCAAUGGCAGAUGGAAGAAUCGCAAGCAGACGAGUUCAUGCAUCGCUACGAAAUCUCGACGAACCACUGGCGGUCAAACGUACACUCGCAGGAGAGGCUGAAAUUGCAGCGAGCCCUUCAAGAUCAUCAAGAAAGCGUCAAUCAUCUGCUGACGGUCUUUUCCACCCUCGAGCAGCAAGUCACACAGCCGUGCGGAAUUCAACCCGACAAAACCAAUGGAAAAUGGCAGCUGGACGAGACGGAAGCUGUGAAUCGCAUGCGAAUGCGCACGAUUCGUGAUACGAGUGAGCAUCAAGCGUUCCAACCCAAGCAAAAGGCCAUGGAGCGACGGCUCACGGUCAACCUUGCGAUCAAUACCGACAUUGGCAAGGCCAUGGCCGAUAACAUCAUGUCGCCCGCACCGGUGACACCGCUGGUGAACGGAGAAGGCGGAUCGGGCAGGCCUCGAAGCGAGUCGCAGCAAUUACUGGAAGGCGAGUUCGAGAUUGUGGACGAUCCCCGAGAGGCCGACGACGGUAUUAUCGAGGAUAAGAACCGAAAAGUCAUGACCAGUCUCGAGCGAGGCGAUAUGGUUCAGCAGCUCCACAACAUCUCGCGGAUUGUGGGACUCGAAGCUUGCGAGGGCUUACUGGUGGUCGGGAAGAAGUGCUUGUAUCUACAAGACAACUUUUUCCAACGAUCGGAUGGCGAAAUUGUGAGUGUGUCGCAGGCUCCGGAAGACGAAAGAGACCCUUAUCUGCAGUGGAUGACGGGCAAGGAUAUUGGCUCUCGCGGUACGAAGCACAGCCUUGGAGAUCACCAAACACGACACUGGACUUGGACGGAGGUGCUCAGCAUAUCCAAGCGCCGUUUCCUCUUUCGAGAUGUCUCAAUGGAGAUCUUCUUCACCGAUGGGCGGAGCUAUCUGCUUACGUGCAUGUCGAGUAAGGUCCGCGAUGACCUCUACAACGCCAUCGCCGUUAGAGCCCCUCAAGUCCACACUUCUAUCACUGUUGCGAGUGAGGACUCAUGGCGUCUGGAUACUCUGCGAAAUCCCGAGGAGAUUCCUCAGUCGCUGGGGUCGAAGUUUGUCAACGUCUUCAACAACCUCCCCACACACACGGCGACGAAGAAAUGGGUCAAGGGCGAAAUGUCCAAUUUCCAGUACCUCAUGCUGGUGAAUACGCUUGCCGGCAGGACGUUCAACGAUCUGACGCAGUAUCCCGUCUUUCCUUGGGUGCUUGCAGAUUACUCGAGUGAAGAGCUGGAUCUGAACGAUCCCAAGUCGUUUCGAGAUCUGUCCAAGCCGAUGGGAUGUCAGACUCGAGGGCGUGCGACAGAGUACAAGACGAGGUACAAGGAGUUUGAAGGCGGCCCAGACCCUCCAUUCCACUACGGCACACACUACUCCUCGGCGAUGAUUGUGGCAUCGUAUCUCAUUCGCCUGCAGCCCUUUGUUCAAUCGUAUCUCCUGCUUCAAGGAGGGACGUUCGAUCACGCUGACCGACUGUUUGAUUCAAUCGAAAAGGCCUGGCUGUCUGCUUCACGCGAUACCAUGGGCGACGUGCGUGAGCUCAUUCCGGAAUUCUUCUACCUACCGGAAUUCCUCGUCAAUGUCAACGGCUACGAUUUUGGCAUGAAACAAGCUGGGGAUGAGGCUGUAAAUCACGUCAAACUACCGCCGUGGGCCAAAGGCGACCCUUUCGUUUUCGUGUCCAAGCAUCGCGAGGCGCUCGAGAGCCCGUACGUCAGUGAACACCUGCACAAGUGGAUUGAUCUGGUCUUUGGCUUCAAACAGCGGGGAGAAGCUGCGGUGGAAGCUACGAAUGUGUUUUCUCAUCUGACGUACCAAGGCGCGAAGGAUCUGGAUACGAUUGAUGAUCCAGUUGAACGCCUCGCGAGCAUCACUGCUAUUCACUCGUUUGGUCAGACUCCACAUCAGGUCUUUCUCAAAUCACAUCCCUCGCGAGAGCUGGAAAAAUCGGCUCCUGCACGACUCGACGCAUUAGUCGAAUCCCUGGCCCGACUACCAGACCCGGUACUCCACAGCGACGAGCAGAUCUCAAGCCUCGCCUUCUCGCCUACCCAAGAACGACUCUUGCAUUCCGGCCCUCACAAGAUCCACUUGCUCCCACACGGCGAACGAUACAUGGAAAUCGGCUUCGCAGACAACAGCAUCCGCUUCUUCUCCGCGCAUACCCGCCGGCUCCUCGGCCUGUACGAAAACACGCACAUCGGCCCCAUCACCGCAACGACGCUCGUCGACAGCAAAAUCCUCGCAACGGGCGGAGCAGACUGCACAAUCGGGAUCUGGAACAUCCACGCCUCGCGCGACCACAUCGAUCUCCAGCCCAAACAAUACCUCUUCGGCCACCGCACGCCAAUCACAAUCCUGACCGCCAGCCGCAUGUUCAGCACCCUCCUCUCCGCCUCGGCAGACGGCCACGUCCUCCUCUGGGGCCUCAACAGGUACCACUGCAUCCGCGUGCUGCACCCCGCCGGCCAACCCGCAAUCCGCGCAGCGAGCAUCAGCAAUGCCAGCGGCCACAUUCUCCUCUGCGAAGACUCGCAUCUCCUUCUGUACACGCUGAACGGACACCUCUUGACGAGGCAGAAGGUGUGCGAGAGUGAGGACGAGCGCCUCCUCUGCUGCGCUUUUUACGAAGGCGCGGGGAACGAGUGGGUGUCGCGCGAACUCAUCGUCACGGGGCAUGCGGGGGGAGUGGCGAAUGUGUGGGCGCUGACGACGCUGAUUGAUGGCAGUUGGUAUUUGCAGCUGGUGAGGAGGUUGAGUCAUGCGGCUGAGGGGAGGGGAGAUGAGGAUGAGGGAGGCUUUGUCGCCGGCAUCACGGCUGUGCUGCCGAGGCCGAAUGCCAUUUACACGGGAGAUGAGGAGGGGAGAGUGUGGGAGUGGGAUUGCGUUGCAAAGGAGAGAAGUGGCGGAAGUGGGUGGAGGUGA
Molecule: messenger RNA, 7542 nt
Organism: Neohortaea acidophila
Lineage: Eukaryota; Fungi; Ascomycota; Dothideomycetes; Mycosphaerellales; Teratosphaeriaceae
Exons: 1
Coding region: 1-7542 (2513 amino acids)
Molecular function (GO): protein binding
Source: RefSeq, a predicted model, not a curated record